Gallus gallus (chicken) is the source of this 1275-nucleotide messenger RNA. RefSeq lists its product as uncharacterized. The coding region runs from base 7 to 627 and encodes 206 amino acids. The record is from RefSeq and is a predicted model, not a curated record. Gene Ontology annotation, biological process: immune response. Gene Ontology annotation, molecular function: tumor necrosis factor receptor binding. NCBI's taxonomy places the organism in Eukaryota, Metazoa, Chordata, Aves, Galliformes, Phasianidae. The transcript is spliced from 3 exons. Gene Ontology annotation, cellular component: membrane.
GCCGCGAUGUCGUCCCCCGUUCUCCCCCCGCACCGCUCCGUCCGCCGCCGCCGCCGCCGCCGUUUCCUCCUCCCGGCGUUCGCCGCCGUCGGGGCCGCCGCGUUCGGAGCCGCCGCCUCCGCCGCUGUCGUUGCGCUCUGCGUGCUGAGAGGGGGGACCCGUGCGCAGAGUGCCACGGCUGCCCACGUGUUGCUGAGUGCUGCUUCCCUGGCGGUGCCAUCGGGACCCAACUGGCGCUACGAAGAAGGCAUCAGCGGAGUCUUCCUCAGCGGCGACGUUCAGGCGACACCCGAAGGACUGCGGGUGGCAUCCGGGGGUCUCUACCUCCUCUAUGGCCAAUUUGCCGUCACCUGCACGGCCACCUCCUGUCCCCCCGGCAAUGUCACCCUCCAACUGCACCGCGCCGGCUCUUCUCAUCCCCUGUUGGCCGUACCGUUGGCGUUACCCGACGGCAGCGGAUCCGGCCCCACUCGCUCCGGUUUGGCUCAAGCAGUGGGGCAGCUGAGGCCGGGGGACGUCCUCAGCUUUAGGAUGGUUGGGGACGUCCAAGGGGACGAGUGGCAGAUGGCGCAGGACGAGAGGGAGGGGAACUUCGUGGGGCUGCUGCGCAUCGCCGGCGGGGGGUGACGCGUGGGGGGGGGUCCCCCGAAGUCGUGGAGGUGGAGUGCAAAACGGGGCGGGGGGGGGGACCGGAAGGGAUUGGGGGUGGGCGCCCCCCUGGUUGGGGGUUUGGAGAGGUACCCCCCCCCGGUGGAGGUUUGGAGACGACCCCCCCUGGUUGGGGGUUUGGAGACGUCCCCACCCCCCCGGUUGGAGGUUUGGAGUCGUCGUCGUCCCCCCCCCCCCCCUGGUUGGAGGUUUGGAGACGUCUCCCCCCUGGUUGGGGGUUUGGAGACAUCCCCCCCCUCCCCAUGGUUGGGGGUUUGGAGACGUCCCCCCCCCUGGUUGGGGGUUUGGAGACAUCCCCCCCCUCCCCAUGGUUGGAGGUUUGGAGAUGUAUCCCCCCCCGGUGGAAGUUUGGAGACGACCCCCCCUGGUUGGGGGUUUGGAGACGUCCCCACCCCCCCGGUUGGAGGUUUGGAGAUGUCCCCCCCCCUCCCCAUGGUUGGGGGUUUGGAGAUGUACCCCCACCUGGUUGGGGGUUUGGAGACGUCCCCCCCCCCUGGUUGGAGGUUUGGAGACGUCCCCCCCCCCCAUGGUUGGGGGUUUGGAGAUGUACCCCCCCCUGGUUGGAGGUUUGGAGAUGUACCCCCUCCCCACAGUUGGAGGUUUGGA